Messenger RNA from Apis dorsata (giant honeybee), 4347 nucleotides. It is a transcript of the gene Tsp, whose product is annotated as cartilage oligomeric matrix protein. Gene Ontology annotation, biological process: cell adhesion. The transcript is spliced from 15 exons. Lineage: Eukaryota; Metazoa; Arthropoda; Insecta; Hymenoptera; Apidae. Bases 173 to 3670 code for a protein of 1165 amino acids. Gene Ontology annotation, cellular component: extracellular region. Gene Ontology annotation, molecular function: calcium ion binding. The record is from RefSeq and is a predicted model, not a curated record.
CAAAGAACGCCUUUCCUCCUUGUCUCAGUCGAUGAACGUUCCGCGAUCUAUUUGUUUGUUCAGCAUCGAUACGUAUCGUUUCGAAUCGAUUGGCAAAAAAACACGAAGAAAAAAAAUUAAUAAAUAGAUAUAAAAUGAAAUGAUCGUAAAAGUUGCAAAUAAGUGAUUUAAAAUGCGUGUUAUUAUAACAUUGAUUAUCACGAUAUUUUUCAUUGUUUAUGUUGUCGAUUCUAGCAUUACACGAGAUGAAGAUCUGGAGAAAAAUCUUCGAGAAAGAUGGAACGACGAUUUUGUGAUCAUUUUUUCAAACAUGAAAUCGAAAAAGAAACAAUUUCAAGUAAUGGUCGAAGUCCUUCUAACAAUAAAAUAUGAAAAAUCGAAAAUGGUACUUAUGCUCGAUAGACGAGCAAAACGAGUAAUCCUCGAGAAUAUCGACGAAGCUGGCCAUCGCAUAGCACAGCACAUUAACAUGGACAAUUUGAACAUAAAUUCGAAUUUUCCAUCAAAGAACGUAAUUUUCCUGGUCCAUCAAUCUCAACCAGGAGCUCGAAUGGCUCUUUACAUCGAUUGCAUUUAUCGAGGCGUGAUACCUUUGAAGAAAACCUUCCGUGAAUUAACAAAUAGCGAAGAUAACCUUCUUCACAUAGAAGCGUUCAGGGAAAGGAAGAGUCAAGUAAAGAUAUAUCCAUUGGCAAAAAGUAUGGAGGCUCUGCAAAAAGAGAAUUGUCUUAGCACUUUGACUGAUACGGAUACAGAAUCUCAAGAAUUAAGAUCGAUCGACGAUGAUAACAAUUUCGAGACACCUUCGUUCAAUACUGCUCGUAUAAAUUUACAAAACAAGCAAAAUCACCAUGCUCAUCGAUCGAAGGAAUACAAUCACGAUGAAACGAUUGAUUUAUUCGAAGAUAUUGAUCAGAAUUCGAGAUCAAAUCGUCAUUCUGUUCGAGAUCGAUCGAAUCGAUAUAAGCACGAAAACGAUCGUAAUAAGUAUCUUGAAUUCGAUCACCAAGAUUUUUCGAGUCUAAUGAAACGUUUGGAACAGCCUAAAUAUUUCAAUGAACCUAUUCAGGAAAAGCUUGAAGUAUUAAGUAAUUUAAAUGAAUCGGAUAUAUUGAAUCAACCAAUUAAUAUAUAUCAUAAGAGGGUUCCAAGAAGAGGAGACAUAGGGAUUCAAUCCUUGGAUGAAAGAGUUUGUCUGACAGAUAAUCAGAUAGUAAAAACAUUGAACGAAUUGAUUGGAGCUACCAAAAAAAUCUGGCGAGAAAUCGAAUUAAACAGAUUGGAAACGCAUCGCGUUCUCCAAUUAAUCGAAAAUUGUGCAGCUUGUCGUGAACCGCCCGUUCCGUUGAUGACUACGACGCCAGCACCACCUAGUUGCUCUUAUAAAUCGCCCUGCUUCCCUGGCACGGAAUGUCGUGAUACACCACAUGGACCUCAAUGCGGAGCAUGUCCGCCAGAUUAUACCGGCGAUGGAUAUCGUUGCGUGAAAAUUACUUAUUGUUUAAAAUUUUUCAGUUGUGGAAAUUGUCCCUUUGGAUACAUAGGUAAUGGUAAGCAUUGUGAGCUUAAGAAUGUUUGUGAACCUAAUCCAUGUUAUUCGGAAGUACAAUGUGAUUUGAUUUCUGAACCACCAUUUUAUAGAUGUGGUGUUUGUCCAAAUGGAUUCGCUGGUAAUGGCUCUGUAUGUAUUGACAUAAACGAAUGUGAAUUAGCACAACCAUGCUCUUUAGGGGUACAAUGUACCAAUCUUCGUCCAGGAUUCAGAUGCGAUCCUUGUCCACCAGGAUAUACUGGUACAAUGAUCGAAGGAGUUGGCUUAGAGAUUGCAAUGAGUCGCAAACAAAUUUGUCAAGAUAUAAACGAAUGCGAAAAUAACAAUGGAGGUUGUGAUCCAUACAUGGAAUGUAUUAAUACAGAGGGUUCAUAUAGAUGUGGUGCAUGUAGGGCGGGUUUCAUUGGAAAUCAAACAGUGGGUUGCCAUCCUAGUCACAGCAUUUGUCCAGAUUUAAUAACCCGUUGCGAUGUAAACGCUGAAUGCAUUUGCAUAGAUACUAAUGUAUAUUCAUGCAGAUGUCGUGUAGGAUGGACUGGAGAUGGUCUAAUUUGUGGCGUAGAUAGAGAUAAUGAUGGAAUUCCUGAUAGGAAUCUUCAUUGUCGUGAUCGGCAUUGUCGUAUGGAUAAUUGUCCAUUAACACCAAACAGCGGACAAGAAGACGCAGAUAGAGAUGGCAUAGGCGAUGCAUGUGAUCCGGACGCUGAUGAUGAUGGUGUUUUAAAUUCUUCAGAUAAUUGUCCUUUCAUUUCAAAUCCUGGUCAAGAAGAUAGUGAUAAUGAUGGUCCUGAUUUAGUAGGAGAUAUUUGCGACAAUUGUCCUCGAGUAAGAAAUCCGAAGCAGGAGGAUACUGAUGAUGAUGGCAUUGGCGAUGCUUGUGAUCCUGAUAUCGAUAAUGAUGGUAUUCUGAAUAAUCAGGAUAAUUGUCAAAAAAUAAAAAAUCUAAAUCAAAAUGAUAUAGAUGAAGAUGGAAUAGGCGACGCAUGCGAUAAUUGUCCUUACAGGUACAAUCCGAAUCAAUUGGAUCAAGAUGGCGAUGGAGUAGGUGAUGAUUGUGAUAAUGAUAAUGAUAGAGAUAGAGAUGGAGUACAAGAUGAUAGAGAUAAUUGUCCUGAUGUGGCAAAUUCAGGACAAAAUGACGAUGAUCAUGAUGGUAUAGGAAACGAAUGCGAUAAUGAUAUGGAUAAUGAUGGUGUACCGAAUUCAAAUGAUAAUUGUCCUUAUGUAUAUAAUCCAGAUCAACGUCAUACACAUAAUAAUUUUAUCGGAGAUGCUUGUUGGCAUGAUUAUGAUAACGAUACCGUGAAAAAUAUACAUGAUAAUUGUCCUAACAAUAGUUUGAUUUGGGCAACAGAUUUCAGGAAAUAUACUACAAUUGCUUUAGAUCCAUUUGGUACAGCUCAAGAAGAUCCUGUCUGGGUAAUACACAAUGAUGGUGCAGAAAUUCAACAGCUUGUGAAUAGUGAUCCUGGAAUUGCCAUUGGACCGGACAUUUUUAGUGGCGUAGAUUUCGAGGGUACAUUUUUUGUUGACGAUGAUGGAGACGAUGACUUUGUUGGUUUCGUAUUCUCUUACCAAGAUAAUCGUAGGUUCUACAUUGUAGCCUGGAAAAAAGCUCAUCAGCCAUAUUGGGUCCCAACACCAUUCAGAGCAGUAGGUGAUCCAGGAAUAUACUUAAAACUUGUCGAUUCAGAUACUGGUCCCGGUGAAAUUCUUAGAAAUAGUCUCUGGCAUAAUGAGAAUACAAUAAAUCAAGUAAAAAUUCUUUGGCAUGAUCCAAAAAAAAUUGGCUGGAAAGAAAGAACGUCAUAUAGGUGGCAGUUAUUACACAGACCUAAAAUAGGUCUGAUCAGGUUCCGACUUUAUCAAGGAAAACAACUAAUGGCAGAUUCAGGAAACGUUUAUGAUUCGACUUUGAAAGGAGGAAAAUUAGGUGUUUAUUGUUUUUCUCAAGAAAAGAUUACUUGGUCGAAUUUGUUAUAUGUGUGUAAAGAAACUGUUCCUUUAUCAGUAUGGAAUGAUUUGCCAUUGAAUUUGAAAAAAGAAAUAAAUGUGGAUAUAAAUAAUGAAAUAAAAUCUCAAUACAGUCAAAAAUCUAUCUAUUACGACUCACAUUAAAUUUUCAAAUUUUAUUUUGUUAUAUCGGAAAAUGCGAUUAAAUCAAAUAUUAUAGAUUUGAUUCAUAGUACAUAUCCCGUUAAAAAAUGAAAAAAUACUCGUUACUUAUAUGUAUAUACAUAUGUAUGAUUUUAUGUAAGUAUAUCUUCCAUUUAAUAUAAUUAAACUUUGUUCUAUCCUUUUUUUUUAACUUUUUUUCUAUCUCUUUGUAUGAAAUUUGAAAAUUUUUAACAUCUAAAUGUAUGUGAUUCAAGAUAUAAUAUGACAAAUAUAUUUUAAUUAAUCUUAUUUCUUUUGCUAAGAAUGAACAAAGUCUAUACGAGCAAAAUCUUAAAAAUAUAUUAUAUUUUGCGAAAUACAUAUAUAUAUGCAAUGAAUGCUUAAUACUAUCUAAUAAAGAAAGAUUACAGUCUACUAAAUGUGCGCUUUUUGAACAAAUUGAAUUACAUUUAUUAAUUCUCAAUUGGUAGACCGAAGAUAGUUCACAAAUGUUUGAAUUAAAUUAAUCUAGCUUUAUAGUAUUUCAUUUUAUUUUUAUGUGGCCAGGCAAGACUUUUAUCGGUUUUGAUCUCGCCUAACAACGAAAUUCUCAAUAUUAAAAAACUUGUAUGUGUAUAUACUUCAACAUUUGUAUUACAUAUAAGAAAGUAUCUAUUAUAAUAAGAGAUUCUAAUGUA